UCUCUCACCUCCACCCACAACAACCACCACAAUGGCCUUCGCUGGACGAUGGGAAACUGAGACCCAGGAGGGAUACGAUGCUUUCUGCAAGCUGCUUGGUAUCCCCGAUGACAUCAUCGAGAAGGGCCGUGACUACAAGCUGAUCACAGAGGUCACCCAGGAUGGUAAUGACUUCUCCUGGACCCAGGUUUACCCCACCAACGCAAGGGUCACCAACAAGUUCACCAUCGGCAAGGAGUGCGACAUGGAGACCAUCGGAGGGAAGAAAUUCAAGGCCACAGUCCAGAUGGAGGGAGGAAAGCUGAGCACAUCCUUCCCCAACUAUCAACACGUCACUGAGAUCGUUGGAGGCAAGCUCGUCGAGACCUCCACCGCUGGCUCUGUAGUGCUGAAGAGAACCAGCAAGAAGAUCUAAAUGCUGUUCAACCCUUG
This is a messenger RNA of Sphaeramia orbicularis (orbiculate cardinalfish), 432 nucleotides long. Its product is annotated as gastrotropin-like. Gene Ontology annotation, molecular function: lipid binding. The record is from RefSeq and is a predicted model, not a curated record. Lineage: Eukaryota; Metazoa; Chordata; Actinopteri; Kurtiformes; Apogonidae. The transcript has 4 exons. Bases 32 to 415 code for a protein of 127 amino acids.